CACGGUAGUUUACAUUUUUAUGUAUUUGUAUAAAUGAAUGUAAUAAAUGCAUCGUAACUGAUCUCUUUGAAGUGAAAAAUAGGUUAUAUGGGUGAUUCAUGAAAUAUGUACAUAUAUAAUAUCUCAGUGACAAGUAUUUAUUUGGAUAAGAUUUACAAGAUGUCUGAGAAAAUAUAGUUUAAUUGUUUGAUUUCUAAUUCCAAAUACGAUACGUUCGUUCGUGCUCAUCUAGUACUUCAUGGUCAAAUUGCGUUUUUUUGGGAUUACUAGUAUGUACUAUAAAUCAAAUACUUCAGAUCAUUACAAUGAAGUCGCGAUGGAGCCUGUGAUGGAACGGUUGGACAUACAUUCAGAUUUUGAUGCUUUUGAGGAUUACAUGAAAUGGUUCGAAAUCUGGACUGUAACCAAGGAAGAUGUUGAGGAUGCUAAUGUUGUGGCUCAUUUUCCUGCAUUUAUAGGAAAAGAAGCAUACAGCUUAAUAAAUACAUUAACAUUUUCAGGAAAGCCUAUUUCACUUCCUUAUGCAGCUCUCAAGAAACUACUGCUAGACUAUGUAAAGUAUACAAGUUUUGAACGCGUUAAAGGAGGAAAAUUCCAUAAAAUGAUUCAUCAGGGCAUCAAAAAUUCCACUACGUUACUACGUCAUCCCAAUACAAUGCGUACUCAAGGUUAUGCAGAUAAUUCAUUGAGGAGUUGCGAUGAUGGUCGCGAAAAUGGGCACAAGUUUGGUCAAUUUUUGUCCCGCGGCAAGUUUCACCAAUUUUAAUCCAUGUGUAUUUCGUAAUUCUAAAUGCUUUA
Messenger RNA from Schistosoma rodhaini, 798 nucleotides. NCBI's taxonomy places the organism in Eukaryota, Metazoa, Platyhelminthes, Trematoda, Strigeidida, Schistosomatidae. The record is from the annotation of a GenBank genome assembly.